This is a messenger RNA of Pristis pectinata (smalltooth sawfish), 4395 nucleotides long. Its product is annotated as regulator of G-protein signaling 3-like. Gene Ontology annotation, biological process: signal transduction. NCBI's taxonomy places the organism in Eukaryota, Metazoa, Chordata, Chondrichthyes, Rhinopristiformes, Pristidae. Gene Ontology annotation, molecular function: protein binding. Gene Ontology annotation, cellular component: plasma membrane; nucleus. The record is from RefSeq and is a predicted model, not a curated record.
AGAGCUGACUAUAAAUCUCAGAAACAUUUUGGCAAAAAACUACUUUUGUGCUGGAGAGAAACUAUAGCACGAAAUGGAACAUAGCCUGAAACAUCUUGAAAAUCAGAAAGUAAGUGGAACCAAAACUCCAAAGCCAGUCAUGGCAAGUUCUUUGAGGCUGAAAAAAUCCUCUUGCCCAAAGAAGAGGAGAAAGAUUAGUCACAUUGGUGUCAAGGGAAAAGGGCAGUUGAAGCUAUCAGUUCAUCUUCAAGAUGGAGCAAUUGCUGUUCACAUUAUGGAAGCCAAAGGACUGAUGGGAAGGGAGUACCGUACCUGUGAUGCUUAUGCAAAGUUGUCUGUGGUACCUGACCAUGAUCGCAGAAGUAGGCAGAAGACAAAAACUGUGCCAGACUGCAAAAACCCGGUAUUUCAUGAACAUUUUAAUUUUCCCUUGCAGGAGUCGGAUGAACAAAAAAGACUUCUUGUUACAGUUUGGAACAGAGACAAAAAUUCAAGAUGCAGUGAGCUGCUGGGGUGCAUGAGUUUUGGAGUGAAGUCACUGCUUGAAUUAGAGAAGGAGAUCAAUGGUUGGUACUAUCUGCUUGGAGAGGAUCUAGGAAGGACGAAACACUUGAAAGUAGCCACACGUCGCCUUAAACCCAUCCAAGGUACCUCCAUGAAAAAUUAUGUUGUAGAAAAUGAGAAUAGAGGCAUUGAAGAUAUGCUACAAUUGAAGGUUACAAUCCCACGAGGCAAAGAUGGCUUUGGCUUCACUAUUUGCUGUGAUGCUCCAGUUCGUGUGCAAGCUGUGGACCCAGGUGGCCCAGCAGAUCAGUCAGGGUUACAGUCCUUGGACACACUGCUGCAGCUCAAUGGGCAACAUGUGCAACAGUGGAAGUGUGUGGAGCUGGCUCAUGCAAUAAGAAAUUGUCACAGUCAGAUUAUUGUUUUAAUCUGGCGACUGGUUCCUCGUUUGAAACCCAGCUUCGAACGGAUGAUUCGAAGACCAUCCAGCAACUGAAAGGAUUUGCAAUCUCCUCCCAACAAGCGUGAAAAGUACUGCAGUCACCCAGUGGGGAUUAUGGAACACAGAGAAAGCUGCCACAUUGUGUAUGACGGCACAGAUGGGGUGGUACUGAACAGCUGGGAGCGACGGGAGGAGUUUGACAAAUGUGUGCAGAACGGAGGUUUGGUACCAAAUGUAACGUCCGAGGGAGACAACAUUCUCAUUCUCUCACCAAUAAAACGUGGCAGCCAGAUUCUGAGGCCAGUACCUCAAGAUAACCAUAUCAUUUAUGAUGCUGCUCGACCCGCUGAGUUCCUCCAGCAGAGUGACUGGAGCCCCAGUUUGUGCAGCAAGGGAGGAGCAAAUGUAAGCCAAGGCAGAGUUCAAAGUGGCUCCGAGAGGAAGCAAUCCCUCACAGGGUCUUCAGCAGACAUCUUUAAAUCAACAGUGCAAGCAAUAAAAAGUUAUGGGAAUUACAGGAACUGCACCAUAGUGAGAUCACAUACCCCUCGGGCCAACUACGGCACCUGCAUGCCUCUUGCUCCAAAGAUCUUGGUUUUCCCUCUCUUUGUGCAGCCUCUGGACUUGUGCAACCCCGCACGGACACUGAUCCUUUCAGAAAACAUUCUUUUCCUUGAUGCUAAAAGUCAACCUCUGAAGGUUUGCGUUUUCAUCUACACAGACUUGCUGCUGCUGACCAAGGAGGACGAGCGAGGUCACUGCAGUGUUCUACAGAACCCUCUUUUCCUCCACAGUAUGGAGUUAGAGGAAGGUCCAGCAGAGAAUCUUCAAUUUUAUAUCACAUAUGCUGAGAAAUCACGGAACAGUUUGAGUUUGGAGGCAUACACAACAGAACAAAAAAAGAAAGUGUGUCAAUGUUUAAUGGAAAACAUUAUCAAACAGAAACAAGAUCAGUAUUCAGCAGUAACUGAAACAAUGAACAAGAUGCUCGACCCAAAAUCAGACGAGAAAUCUGAGAUGCUACCUGAGGAAAAGGUUCCAAUCAGUGACCUGCAGCUCACUGAUGAAGGAGGGCUUGAAAAUGAGAAGCUCCCAGAGAAAGAAAAAGCUGCAGAAGGAGAAAGUAAAGCCACAGAGGAUGUGAAAGAAAGUAUUGACAAGCAGGACAUUACUGAGUCACAGAAACCUCGGCUGCCGUUCAAUAUACCCGAGCUUAGACUGGACAGAACUUUCACCCAGAGUACUGAAGACAUAUCCAUCUUACUUGUUGAUGGGGGUGAAGAGGAUGAUGAUGAAGAGGAUGAGGAGGAUGAUGAUGAUGAUGAUGAUGACGACGACGACGACGACGACAGUGAUGAUUGUUACUUGGACGGCCGUGAAUCUAAACGGCGCAGUAUGAUCGAGACAUCAGAAUGUGAGAAGCACUGCACUCUCUCGAUUCAGAACUCGCUGCGUCGCCGGACUCACAGUGAGGGCAGUCUGAAGCAGGAGCCCAAGGCUCAGUGCUUUAAAUCUGACAACGCACUCAAUUGUGUGGGAUGUGAUGGACAGAAAGCAAAAGUUAACUGGGCUCCACCCUCGCCAAAAACCCUCAAAAAAGAGAUAGCUAAUGUGAAAAAUGGUGGUUCCAUGCACCAGUUGUGCCUCAUCUUCUCUGGACGUAAACAGCUGACUGCAGUGGAUUCAGACUAUGGGCUCGGUGACGCUGAUGAUGGCUCCAAGAAGAAAAAGACCAAGAAUCUAGCCAAAGAUAUGAAAAACCGUUUGGGAUUUCUCCGACGACGCAACGAAUCCGGCACAGGAACCAACGCUGCAAAACUCGACAAAGUCGGCAAAACUGUGAAACCCUCAUCUGAAGAAGCUCUAAAGUGGGGAGAGUCUUUGGAAAAGCUUCUUAUCCAUAAAUAUGGUUUAGCAGCAUUUAGAGCUUUUUUACGCACGGAAUUCAGUGAAGAGAACCUGGAGUUUUGGCUGGCAUGUGAGGAUUACAAAAAAGCCAAAUCACAAUCCAAGAUGACUUCCAAGGCAAAGAAAAUAUUUGGGGAAUAUAUUGCCAUUCAGUCCUGCAAAGAGGUUAAUUUGGACUCCUACACAAGGGAACACACCAAGGAGAAUCUUCAGAAAAUCUCAAGGUCCUGCUUCGAUCUUGCCCAGAAAAGGAUAUAUGGUCUAAUGGAGAAGGACUCCUACCCACGAUUUCUCAGAUCAGACCUCUACUUGGAUCUGAUAAAUCAGAAGAAACCCAGUCCGUUGUCAUAGAUAGACACAUCUAUAUUCCUGACAGUCACUUGGGGACAAAUUAAAUGUGUUUACAUUAUUAGAGCGAGACCGUUGUUUAUCUCCGAGACUUCAAAACCCUCUUCAGUGGAUUGAAAUCUGAUGGUAUCAGAAGCUUAGGUGCUUGGAGAUUAGUGGACCUGGACAGUUUAACAGUCGGGUACUGUUUCACAGCAGAAUCCUGCUCAGGGUCCCGGAACCCUGGUAUGAUAUUGGCUUUUGUUACCUUUUCCUGUACUCAUUGUGUAACAACAGCACAAAGACCUGCAGAGCCAUUGGGCAGUGAACCAGUUAAUCUUGUUCUUCCAAGAUGACCUAGUACUCAGCUUUCAUUUUCUGGAGCAAUGUGCCCAGAGCAGCGGGAGCAGCAGCAAGCUCCUCUCUGUGAGGCCGAUAAUAAAUAUAAUGAAAGCCAAAUUGUUAUUAAAAGCUGUGCUUUCAACAACUAUCCAGAGUUUGUCCAUCGAGGGGGUUUACUCUGCCUCUACAUUCUGAUGAAAUCUGAGACUCUGACAAGUCUGUUCCAAGACUGUACAUUAAAGAAGCUUUCUGCAGAUGGUGGUAUGGCACUUCCCACCUCCAUUUGUGAAUCUAUAUUCUUAGGUAGUACCAAGUGCUCCUGCAACAGAAACCUAUUAACAGCUUUGUCAUGUGCUGGGGAACAUUGAGCUAUUUAUUUCUAUAAUCAGAUGCUUGAUGCAUUUUUAAAGGAGGUAUUCCUUGUUUUCCUUCCAUGUGUUGAAGUGCAAUAUUUCAAAGGUAUUUCCUUACCUUUUGUUAAUUAUGUGUAAUUUGUAAUAUUUUCUGGAGUCUGUACAAAUUAUGUUGAAAUCUAAAUUUACAGUUAAUGUUUAAUUGUAACUGUUAUCCUAGCAGCAGGCAGCUAGGGAUAUUCCAGCUGUAUAUAUAGUUCUUUUCAAAUUUUGAGUUUAAGAUUGCUGAUAUGAGACUGUAGAUGAAUAAAUGUCUACGUAGCGAUAGUCUCAGUGCUGAAGUGCUGUGAGACGGGUGGCACAAGAAUGGUUUGCUUUGGCCAUUGCUGGUUGACAUUGAAUUUGAGGAAGACUUGCUUAGUCAGUUUCCAUUGUUUACAGUGCAGUUUCUCCUAAAGCAAGAAACCGACCAUUUUAUCCUGGCAAGUGGUAAAUAAAGAGUUGUUAAAGAACAAUGUA